AUGGGAAAUUGCUUUUGGACAGAUGCUAAAUCAUGGGCUGCAUAUCAGUAUUUUGAAGACGUUAUGACUUUUGAUGCCACGGAGUCUUAUACAUGGCUGCUGAAAACAUGGCUAGAGGCGAUGCUUGGUCGUGCUCCAACAAUAAUAAUCACUGAUGAUGACAAGGCAAUGGCUAAGGCCAUCGCGAAGGUAUUGCCCAAUAUAACUCACGAAUUGUGUUUAUGGCAUAUAUUACAAAAAGUUCCUGAACAUUUAGCUCGUGUCUAUAAUAAGUACCCACAAUUUCAGCAAGAUUUUUACCAUUGUAUUCAUGAAACACUCACAAUUGAAGAAUUUGAAUUUGAAUGGAUUGAAAUAUUAUUAAAGUACAAAUUGGAAGACAAUAGUUGGUUGCAGGGCAUUUAUGCCAGGAGGGCAAAGUGGGUGCCAGCUUAUUUGAGAGGCAUAUUUUGUGCUGGAAUGUCCACAACUCAGCGUAGUGAAAGUAUGAACAAGUUUUUUAAACACUUUGUUCGUUCAGGUACAAUGGUUCGUGAUUUUAUCCAUCAAUACGAUAAAGCACUAAAUGCUCGUUAUCUCAAUGAGAAAGAAAAAGAUGUGAAGACAAAAAUUACGAAACCAAUUAUGAGAACUUGUUUCAAAGUGGAAGAGGAAGCAGCCAAGAUCUAUACUAGAAAGUCAUUUAUUCACUUUCAACAAGAGCUAUUUCAAAACCAACGAUACAAGACCUCUAAAACACGUGAGGAAGAUGGGAGGAAAAUAUAUUUGGUGACACCUGAUGGGAAAGAAAGUCUUGCAUAUGAAGUAACAAUUGGGAGGGAGAAGAAUAUGCCAGAAAGUUAUGCAACUGCUUUUGACAUUUCUCAAGAUCCGACCAUGUCACAGGAUCACGACUUUGGUGCUUCGUGGAAUAUUCACGCAUCACAAAAUUAUUAA
Molecule: messenger RNA, 936 nt
Organism: Carya illinoinensis
Lineage: Eukaryota; Viridiplantae; Streptophyta; Magnoliopsida; Fagales; Juglandaceae
Product: protein FAR1-RELATED SEQUENCE 5-like
Exons: 3
Coding region: 1-936 (311 amino acids)
Biological process (GO): regulation of DNA-templated transcription
Source: RefSeq, a predicted model, not a curated record